This is a messenger RNA of Mytilus trossulus (common blue mussel), 913 nucleotides long. RefSeq lists its product as uncharacterized. The record is from RefSeq and is a predicted model, not a curated record. Bases 106 to 756 code for a protein of 216 amino acids. The transcript has 6 exons. Lineage: Eukaryota; Metazoa; Mollusca; Bivalvia; Mytilida; Mytilidae.
CUAUUGGACAAUGUUAAUUGUAUAAAUAUUUCAAUUACUAUAAUGACAUUUUAGUCGGCUGAUUGACACCAUUAUCGAUUUGUCACAAGUAGUCAUAGCUGUAAGAUGCUGUCCAUAUUGACAUUGGUCCUCACAGUUUCCUUAGCACAUGCUGUACUUUGGCCAAAGGGAACUUAUACACUAGUCAAACCGAAAUCUGGAUGUCCGUAUGGAUGGAAGGAAGGAUGGAGGCAACAAGAUAAUGAAGACGAUAGCAAUUCCAACUACAUUCCACCAAAUCAUCAAUUCUACGGUACCUUUCAAGGAAACUUUGUGUUUCAUUAUUGUACUAAAGAUGCACAUUCUACAUCCGGAUCUCAAAAUUGGCCAAGAGGAAAUUACUGUAUUCUGAAACAAAUAUCUUGUCCACCAGGCUUCGAAACCGGAUAUAUAUAUUGGGAUGAUGAGGAUAGUAGUAAUGCAAACUCGAAAGAUGGAGUACUCCCAAGUGGACAUUUUGAUAGAAACACCCUCAUACAUUACUGUUGCAGAUCUGACGGAUACUACAUGAAUGGAAUUGAUCUUCCAAAAAGUAAACCGUUCUAUUUGUUACGCUACACAUCGCCAUGUCAAAGGGUCAAAGGAAUGUCUGUUCAAGAGCAUGAGGUAAAAACAGAUGAUGAGGACAAUAAUAACAAAAACUUUCAAGGUGGAAGUCACCCUAAAAAAACUGGAGGCAACACCAAACUCUACUACUGUUACUAUCAAAAGUAUUAAUAAUAUGCUGGAAAUCACUCACUGAAUGAAGGAGACGACAAGAACAUACUUUACUACUGUUGAAAUUUUUGAAACAUUGCUCUAAAUAGUAAUAAGAUAAAGACUCUUAAAAACCCAUUGAUUUUAUUUAAAUAAAAAAAGAUACAAACUUUACAAA